Molecule: messenger RNA, 429 nt
Organism: Parastagonospora nodorum SN15
Lineage: Eukaryota; Fungi; Ascomycota; Dothideomycetes; Pleosporales; Phaeosphaeriaceae
Exons: 2
Coding region: 1-429 (142 amino acids)
Source: RefSeq, a predicted model, not a curated record
AUGUCUACACAGAGAUCAGAGUCGCCUGCCAAAGUACCUGGGGAUGGACAGAUCCAAAAUGACCUCACCAUGCUUGAGCCUCACAUUGAGGCACUCUUUGACGGUCACCCGUACAAAGACAACCUCACUGUUGGUAUCGUGGACAUGCAAACACCAUAUGCGUUCGUUACAAAUGCAAAUGGCAAACUAGUUCCUAUUACAGAGGAAGGGGAGAACCCGGCGGGGAAAUGGAAAAUCCUGUAUUGUCACUGUAAAGAACAGGAUAUAGUGUUUCAAGCGUACGAAUAUGAUCCGCCAGAUCUCGUUCAGUGGGUUACGGAGGUGAAAGCGGGAUUUGACCGCGAGGAUAAGGAUGAGAAGAAGCGGGCUAAGGCAGAGGGCCGGACCUCCAUAUCGAGGUUCUUCCGUAGAAUAACCCCGUUCUUUUGA